Cloeon dipterum is the source of this 731-nucleotide messenger RNA. It is a transcript of the gene Vlet, whose product is annotated as Valette. The transcript is spliced from 3 exons. NCBI's taxonomy places the organism in Eukaryota, Metazoa, Arthropoda, Insecta, Ephemeroptera, Baetidae. Bases 138 to 725 code for a protein of 195 amino acids. The record is from RefSeq and is a predicted model, not a curated record.
UUUCUCUACGUUACACUCACUUCAAAGCUAGGCACUUAAAGCAACGAAAACUAAUUAAACACGUACUGCUAAUUGUUCUCCGCAGUAAAACAAAGGACAGAUUAUUUUUAGAUAUAAGUCAACUUGUUUGCGCUUAAAUGUUUUCAGUGAGUUCUAGUUUCAGAGAUAACAGGAUUGGAAUAAUAAAUUCGGUAGACAGCAGCAAAUUUCCACUGCUUGUCACUCGGCUAGCCCAUGGGAUGCAAGUUUCAGAAAAAACCGAAGUGUUCUCCCAAGAUGAGCUAAUUAAAUUGGAGUCAUCGCUAGGACUCGAGGAAAAAGAUCUGAAAAUUCUUCUGGACAGCAUAAAUUUAAUUCUAACUCAGGCUGCCUUGACCGGUUCAAAUUCUGAGUCUCUGAAGGAACAGCUUGAAGCUGCUGGAGUGGAAAAUGAAAAGUCAGCAGCCAUCAUUGAAGUGUGGCAAAAUUCAGGAAAGCAGAUCAUUGAGAGUUUAAAACUGAGACUGUCCAAGCCCCAGCAGCUGGACGACAUACACUGGUCCCUUGGAGCAAGCAUAUCUUCCAAGAGCCAAGCGGAGCAAAAGUCUCCUCACGCAAUUUUGCAGUUCACGAUGAAAAAUCAAAAGGAUUCUGAAGCAAUCACAGUUCAAAUGAACCAUGAACAACUAUUCAGCCUGCAUCAAAGCUUGCAAAGUAUCCAAGACAAGCUGGACUCUUUGAAGUGAGGAAAA